This is a messenger RNA of Marchantia polymorpha subsp. ruderalis, 5093 nucleotides long. NCBI's taxonomy places the organism in Eukaryota, Viridiplantae, Streptophyta, Marchantiopsida, Marchantiales, Marchantiaceae. The record is from the annotation of a GenBank genome assembly.
GGGCGGAGCGCAGCGCGGCCGCUGGUCCAGAGCGCGCGCCUCACGCCGUCGUCGCACUCGAUCGAACCUUUCUUGAUGUGCUGGUGUCUUCUACAGGCGACGAAUUGCCUCUCGAGACUGUCCCCCUUUUGCUGCUGCUGCUGCAUGUCAUGGCGUCGGGAGCAUGAGCUUGAUGCGAGGGCUCGGGCCAAGAAAUUCUCGUGCCUAGAUUCCGGAGGCGGAGUUACCAUCAUUUUUUUAAGGCACUAGUAUUAUACUAUUGAGGACAAUGGUGGAGUGCGCCAGGAGAGGAUAGAGAGAAAUUGGAUUUGAGUAGGAUUGAAUUGAAAGCCGGAGGACGACACAGGGAUCGAACGAAGGACGGAGAGGUGGGAGGAAUGGUAGGACCCAAUUCGGCUUAAAUGCGGGAGUAGGAGCAGCAGGAGGAGAAGGAGGGAGGGCAGAGGUGCAUGGCGCAUGGCGCAUGAUAGAGCAGCCGAGGUGCAGCAGCUUGGGAGAGAGUGUGCAAGCUUGGCAUGAAGCAGAACACUGUGCGGGGAUAAAUGGAGCAAGAAGGGGCUGUUUCAUAAUGGGAUUAAAAUGACGCGACAAGGUAACACUGUCUGGCACGGCGUCACUCGUAACAUAUUCUGCAUUUUCUGCUCCACGUUUAAGCAGAGUCAUGAGAUCGUGCGCGCCACACUUGGAUGAUGCCCACCCUUCUCCUCCUCCUGACUUGUGGAUCCUUCAGCUUUGAGAUCUGAAUCCGAAAAGUUCCUGAUCUCUCGCCCUCGGACAUAGUUUGUUCUGUUCUAUUGGCCACCCAGCCCGCACCACACCACACCAUACCAGUCAGUGAGUGAGAUCGAUUCAUCGAUCGGCCGGAGGUUUUUCUACUGAAUUUUGCGAUUGGUAGCGUUUAGCCAGAGGUUGAGAGAGGCAGUCGUAGAUAGACCCCUAGGACCCUGCCGUGGGCGUCAGCCGCAAGAAAUCGUUUGAUCCGAGUGCUCGGACACACAAUUGAGUUGAGUUGAUUAGAUCGGAAAGACAGAGAGAUUGAUUGAAUCUACUGACUGCCAGGAUGAAUGCUUCUAAUCAUACUUAGUCGGACCGACAGCAGAUGAGGGCAUUUCUCGGCGUUAAGAGAAGAAGCAUUUGUGUCUGUUUUAUCAACCCGUUCACGCACCAUAAUCUCGCUGCCUCGAAGAAGGCUUUUCAGCCUGAUUCUUCAGCACUCGACUGCAACACAAUCUUUCGUGUGAUGGAAGCAGGGAAGAAUGUGCCAGGCAGCAACGCUAAUUUCAGAAGGCCAUACAAUGCUGUGAAUAACAAAAAUGCUGGCCAGAAGCUUGUAUGGGCUCCGAAGGGCCAAAAGCCGGAGGUAGAAUCUAAAGCUGCCGUGAAGUCCUCUGAAGAUACCGAUGUCAAAGGGCCCGCCAAACUUGAAGAAGAGAUGAAAGUGGUGGAAAACAAAGCCUUUAAGGGUGGAAAGCUUUCAGCUCGUGCACAAGUGCGGGCAACUUUCUACCCGAAGUUUGAAAAUGAAAAAUCGGACCAAGAGGUGCGAAACAAGAUGAUUCAAGCAGUGACAUCUGGGAAGGGCAUAGUAGAGGUUUCAUUGAAACACUCAGGAUCUUUAUUUCUGUACUCCGGUGAUGAUAUCGGUGGAGCAUUUGCAAAGAACAGCUAUGGAAACCUAUAUACAGCAGUUGGUGUAUACGUUUUGGGCAGAACGAUGCAAGAGGCAUGGGGUGCUCAAGCUGCUGAAAAGCACAAGGAGUUCAAUGCGUACCUCCAAGAAAAUCAUUUAUGCAUUGCGAUGGAGCUCGUUACUGCUGUCCUAGGGGACCACGGACAGCGGCCUCUUCAAGACUACGUUGUUGUAACAGCAGUGACUGAUCUCAAAGCGCGGCCUCUGUUUUACUCUUCCCCGGAUGUCGUGGCUUUUUGCCAUAAGUGGCGUCUACCCACGAAUAAUAUCUGGUUGUUUUCAUCAAAGAAAUCGGUGUCGUCAUUUUUUUCUGCGUACGAUGCUCUCUGUGAGGAGGGCAUUGCCAGCACUGUAACCAAAGUAAUGGAUGAGAUAUCAGACUUGUCUGUUCCAGGGUCUAAGAGUCAUGGAGAGUUGCAAGGAGAAAUCCUUGAAGGCCUGGUGGCACGCAUUGUGGACCCCGCAAGCAUAACGAGCAUGGAGAAGACUUUACUCCAGCAUCCCGCUCCAGAAAAGAAUAAUGGAUCGGGCACCCUUGGACCUGGACUUCGUGAAAUUUUUUCUGCAAACAGGGAGAGCGAAGAGAAGCAAAUGAGAGCACUUCUUCAGAGCGUUGGCGAGAACAUGUGCUCAAAUAUGUCGGACUGGUUCGAGGAGAGAACUCUUGAUGUUCAAGGGCCGGAAACGUACUUAAUCGGCAGUUUUCUCCAGGCAACUCCUACAGAUAACACGACUUUGAAGCUACAGGAACUGUGUCGUGCAAUCCGCUCCCGGAAGUUGCCUGUUCGCUUCAGGUGUCGCUCAAACGCACGUCGUAAAACUGGGGUCUCAGACGUUCCGGAUUCAAAGGCGUUCAGAAUGACUAUCCAUGUGUUAUCUGAUUCAGCGUUUCGAAGAUAUCAGAGCGAGAUGAGGAAACAACCUGGUCUGUGGCCUCUGUAUCGAGGGUUCUUCGUCGAUAUUGAACUUUCAUUGGCGGCUUCAAGUGAUGCUUCUGUAGCAACAGUUGAAGAUGUCGCAGAGAAGGUGGCUGAUGCAUCUUUGGAAGAUUCACCUGUUCCACCCACGCCAUCCAAAGUCGGUGUUGAGCAAGUCUCAACGUUGGAUGAAACGGAGCACUUGAUGCUUAAACUGAAAUUUCUUCCAUAUAAGUUGCGCACAUUUCUCAUCCGUAAUGGUUUGGUACAUCUGCUGAACAAAGGGAUAUCUGAGUACAAAACUUACUACAUGAGGCAAAUGAAGAAUUGGGGUACAUCAGCCCAGAAACAGAAGGAACUUGUUCAAUUGCUGGACGAAUGGGCAGAGCAUGCUCAAACACACAUAAGAGAUAAGAAGCUUCACAACAGCUACUUGACUGUAGCCGAACCAUUCCUAGAGAAGUACGCGCAACGAAGUCCAAAGAACCGGAGGUUGGUUGGGGCAGCUGGCUCUGCAGUAAAUGUUGAGCAGUUUUUGGCUGAAAUGUCUGGGGAGAGAAGUGAAGAGGAAGAUGACGCUGCUCAUGCGGAGGACGAAACCCCGAGUACUUCUUCGGCAUCGGAUGCAACUUCUGCCAAGAAGGCUAAAGGAAUGCUGGUAUUCUUCCCUGGCAUUCCUGGAUGUGCAAAGUCAGGGCUCUGUGCAGAAAUACGUAAAGUGUCUGAACUGGGUCAUCAACAUCAUCUGAUGGGAGAUCUCACCAAAGGUAGGUUCUGGCAGAUACUAGCCGAACAGCGAAAGAAGAAGCCACAGGCUAUUACUUUGGCUGACAAAAAUGCACCCAAUGAGGAAGUUUGGAAACAGAUAGAGAAUAUUUGUGAGAGCACGCACGCAAUCGGAGUUCCAGUCGUUUGUGAUUCAAAAGGCACUGAAUCCAACCCUUACUCCCUGGAUGCCUUGGCGGUCUGUACGUACCGGGUUCUUCAGAGGACCGAACAUCCGGGCCACCUGGAUAAGAAUUCGCCCAAUCCCGGUGCUGUCAUGCUCAUGUUUUACAAUCUCUAUAAGGGCAAGGACCGGAAAGAGUUCGAAGACGAGUUACAACAGCGUUUUGGUCAUCUUAUAAAGAUGCCAUUUUUGAAGGCAGACAGAGAGCUCAUGCCAAAGGCCGUCCUGGAUGUUUUUGAACAAGGACUUGAUCUGCACAAAUUACACACCAUGAAGCAUGGAAGGCUGGAGAGCUUGAAGGGCACCUACAAGGAUGCUUGGGUAGCAUGGGAAACCUCGUUGAGGAAGACGUUGUUUGCCAAUUCGGAGUACUUCAAUUCCAUUCAGGUUCCUUUUCAAGAAGCAGUAAAAUCAGUGCUUGAUCAGCUAAAAGCCCUGAAUAAUGCAGGCUUGAUCAUGCAUGUUCCUAAAGCCUCUGAAGAACGAUCUUUCCGCACCUUCACUUUCGCUGCUGUUAAGUUGCCUCAGAAGGAAGUUUCGAAGGCGCUGGAAGCGAUUUCUGCACAAAGCCCUCAAGCUCAAACCUAUCUGAGCGGGAAAAGCUGGAGAGAAAAUUUGAGCAAGGCUCAUGUCACGCUCGCACACAAGCAGGCACAUGGAGUAGCAGCCCUUUCAGCCUAUGGAUCACUCCGUGCAUCUCCAGCUCCCGUCCAGUUUACAGCACUCGUCUUUACAGACAAAUUGUGUGCCCUAGAAGUACAGCUGAAUGCUGCUGGUGAAGAGCAGACCAUCAAGUCCCUAAACUCUUGGCCUCACGUGACGGUGUGGACUGGUCAAGGGAUGAAACCAAAAGAUGCAAAUGCACUGCCAGCCCUUGUUGAUAAAGGCCAAGCACAACGCAUUGUCUUCCCAAAUCCGAUAAGCAUCACGGGAACAGUAGACUUUUUAUGACCUUGCACUACUGCUGUGUGUAGCAGGGCUAAACCAACUGAAAGGUGGGUCAACACUGACUGACUCGACAAUAUAGGCUAGAACUGAGAGUUCCAUGUCUAAAGUAAGUUUGGGGUUCGAUUUUUCUCAAUUGACGUAAUGAAGCAGCGGCACCGACACAGUACAACCGCUUGUGUUGCUGGACGCAGCAGCAUUCCUCCACAUACAUGAAGCUGCAGUGUUUUGAAGUACUUACACAACAUUCACAGAAGUGAACACAUACAUCAAGGAUAGCGGGAAAGUGUUUGCAAGGCCGCACAAGACACCCGCUCAGCUUAUGAUGUAGAUGGCGAAGGUUUCGGGAGUACAAUGAGCAUCAGAAAUUAGGCAGAAUUAUUUUCCAAAUAAUGGCUGCUCUGUGACUGAACAAUGUUGAGGCUAGAAAGCUUUUAGAUAAGCUGAGUAGAUAUUACCAGCCAUUCUUUGAAUAACAAGUAACGACUCUCCAAUUCACAACCUAUGCUUUAAGAUGCGGUCCUCAUUCCCUGUUCAACUGUUGGUCUACUACUUGCUUGAAGUACAAUGAAGUAUCUCCUAUGAGUGCACU